GCUUUCGCCAUUGGACAACAGUAUGCCUUCCUUUCUACGAGUAGAGCUGCGCUUACCGACAAAACGGUGAAGAUGUGGAUAGAUGGACGUCCUGUUGAGUCGAAGACCACUGAAUGGAUUGAACUCACCAAUCCUGCUACGAACGAAGUCAUUGGUCAAGUUCCCAAGUGCACGCAUGCUGAGAUGGAGUCAGCUGUUGAGUCCUGUAAGAGAGCCUACAACUCCUGGAAGAAUACUUCUCCCCUAACCCGCCAACAGGCAUUGUUCCGUCUUCAAGCACUCGUCAGGCGUGAUCAGAAGAAACUUGCAGAAAACAUCACACAAGAACAAGGAAAGAACUUGCCUGAUUCUGAAAGAGACGUUGCCAGAGGUAUUCAGACUAUUGAACAUGCUUGCUCAGUGCCAUCGCUCAUGAUGGGAGAGACUCUUCCUAAUGUAUCACGCGAUAUGGAUGUAUACUCAAUACGCGUUCCAUUGGGAGUCACUGCUGGAAUUUGCCCAUUCAACUUCCCGGGCAAAUACAUCUAUGAACGUGGGGCUCGCAGCGGAAAGCGUGUUCAAGCUAAUAUGGGAGCCAAAUGCCACGGAGUGGUUAUGCCAGACUGUAACAAGGAACAAACAAUUAACCAGGUGAUUUCUGGUUGUUAUGGAAUGGCAGGAGAGCGAUGCAUGGCGCUAACAACGGCCAUCCUUGUCGGGGACGCCCGUUCUUGGAUACCCGACAUCGUCGAGAAGGCUAAGAAGCUCGUCGUGAACGCAGGAUGGAAGCCAGAGACGGAUGUUGGCCCACUGAUAUCGAAAGCGGCAAAGCAGCGCUGUGUUGGUCUCAUUAAUAGCGCGAAGAAGGAGGGCGCUAAUGUCGUGCUUGAUGGAAGUAACCUCGUAGUUCCCGGUUUCGAGAACGGUAACUUUGUUGGUGCGACAGUCAUCUCAGGAGUCAAGACAAACAUGACAUGCUAUAAGGAGGAGAUUUUCGGGCCAGUUUUGCUCAUCAUGGAAGCGAAGAACCUGGAUGAAGCCAUUGAAAUCCUCAACAACAACCCUUACGGAAACGGAGCAGUCGUUUUCACGUCGAACGGAGCCACUGCCAGAAAGUUUGUAAACGAAGUGGAAAAUGGCCAUAUCGGUGUGAACGUACCCGUCCCAAUUCCCUUGCCCAUGUUCUCUUUCACAGGAUCACGCGGUUCAUUCAGAGGUGACCUGAACUAUUACGGGAAAGCUGGUGUUCAUUUCUACACACAAUGGAGGACUGUUACGCAGUACUGGAACCAGUCCCUAAUUCAGUUUUAA
This is a messenger RNA of Haemonchus placei, 1290 nucleotides long. Lineage: Eukaryota; Metazoa; Nematoda; Chromadorea; Rhabditida; Trichostrongylidae. The record is from the annotation of a GenBank genome assembly.